AGUGCAAAGAUGUCAAUCUAUAGUGAUGAUACCGAUGGCCUUCACUUGCUACAAACGUACAUAGAAGAUACACUUCCUUCGCUAAAAAGAGAGCAAGUGUGUAGCAUUCUGGAUAAAUGUCUUGAAGUUGGCGUGGACAAACCUACGGAUUUCAAGUAUGUCAGUGAAGGUGACCUUUCCGAGCUGAAUCUCAAGAAGGUCCAAUUGAGGAAGUUACUGAGCGCAUUUGACGCUAGUGACCCGGACGCUGCCUCGCUUGAGACCCAGCACAAGUCACCAUCUGGUGUUUUGCCAUCUGCAUCGUCACCAUCGCACACAUCAAGUGGCUGGUCAACAGACUACAGCGUACCUUGGGACAAAAUGCCCGCUGCUCUGCAGAAAGACCUACAAAGGAAAGAACGUCCUCUUCCAUCCACGAGGAGACAAAUGGUUAGGAUCAUUGUAGACGACAUAUCGGCCAAGAUCACUCAUAAACCAGGUAGAAAGCAUCUCUGCAACAUCGCCUCCAAAAUUGUGUGUCAUUACCCUCACUCGUUUCAAGACCAACUUGGAGGAACUGUAAUUGGAAGAGGGUAUGAUUCACUUCUAUCUCAGCUGGAGACCCGCAUUGCCAAUAUCACAAGGGUAACCAAACCUACUCGUGCUGUCCAUGACAUAGACUCUGAUAGUGGUGCUGAAAGGCCAGCCAAGAAAAUCAAGGCCAGUACUAGUUACAGUACCCAGAACUGGCAACCGGAUUUGCCACAUGAUGAGGAUGUCGAUUCCCAAAAUGACAAAAAAAUUGCCAUGCUGACAAUGCACUCCAAAGAGGUGUGGGACAAGGCAGCAGUCGCACAACUCUUGAGCGAUACUUAUUCCACACUAAGAUCUGUGAUUAACAGCGGUGCAACAUCGAUUCUGACCAUCGAAGCAGAAUGGCCCUUCCUCUUUGAGGAAAUUGGCAUGCUGGAACACUUUGAAAAACUUUACCACCACUCCUGA
This is a messenger RNA of Patiria miniata (bat star), 981 nucleotides long. RefSeq lists its product as uncharacterized. Lineage: Eukaryota; Metazoa; Echinodermata; Asteroidea; Valvatida; Asterinidae. Bases 10 to 981 code for a protein of 323 amino acids. The transcript has 3 exons. The record is from RefSeq and is a predicted model, not a curated record.